AUGUUUCACCUCAACAGCUUCCUCCACCUUCCAUUACACUUUCUUCAUCUGAAGCAGAUCCAUUGCUUACUCCUCACUUCUCCGAUCUUCUAUACUCGCCGCGAUCUCUUUCUCUCCCGUCUUAUCCGCCGCUGCACCGCCGCAACUCAAUUCCUCUACGCUCGCCGUCUAUUAUGUCAAAUCCAAACUCCCAGCAUUCAUCUAUGGGACUCGCUCGUUGGCCACUUCGCCGGCGGGAUUACACUUAGCCGUCGGUUAUCGGUUCUUUCUUACGUUCAAUUGCGGCGAAACGGCGUUUUCCCUAGCCGCCACACGUUUCCUCCGCUUCUCAAAGCGGUUUUCAGAUUGAUGGACUCUAAUCCGUUUCAGUUUCAUGCUCAUAUCUUCAAAUUCGGGUUGGAUUCGCAUCUUUUUGUGAGGAAUUCGUUGAUUUCGGGUUAUUGUAAUCGUGGGCUAUUCGAUUGUGGAUAUCGCGUUUUCGAUGGGACUGAAGAUAAGGACGUGGUUUCAUGGACUGCGAUGAUUGACGGGUUUGUGAGGAACGGUUCUGCUUCAGAAGCAAUUGCGUACUUCGUGGAGAUGAAGAAGACUGGAAUUGCGGCGAAUGAAAUGACUGUUGUUAGCGUCUUGAGCGCUGCGGCGAAGACUGAAGAUGUUCGAUUUGGGAGAAGCAUUCAUGGGUUUUACUUGGAAACAGGAAGAGUGAAAUGUGAUGUGUUCAUAGGGAGUUCUCUGGUAGAUAUGUAUGGAAAAUGUGGUUUUUAUGAUGAUGCACAGAAAGUGUUCGAUGAAAUGCCGAGCAGAAAUGUGGUUACUUGGACCGCAUUGAUUGCUGGAUACGUGCAAAGCCGUUGCUUCGAUAAAGGGCUUUUUCUUUUCCAGGAGAUGUUGGAGAGUGACGUUACACCUAAUGAGAAGACACUAAGCAGUGUUCUUUCGGCUUGCGCUCACGUAGGAGCACUUCAUCAAGGAAGAAGGGUGCAUUGUUAUAUGAUUAAGAAUUUGAUCGAGAUAAACACUACACUGGGAACGACAUUGAUUGAUCUUUAUGCCAAGUGUGGGUAUUUAGAGGAAGCUAGAUUGGUUUUUGAGAGACUUUAUGAGAAAAAUGUGUAUUCUUGGACGGCGAUGAUUAAUGGAUUCGCAGCGCACGGGUAUGCAAGAGGCGCACUUGAUCAUUUUCAGACGAUGUUAAGGAGUCAUGUUUUGCCAAAUGAAGUUACUUUCAUCGCUGUCUUAAGCGCCUGCGCUCAUGGAGGACUUGUGGAAGAGGGUAGAAGGCUUUUUCUGAGCAUGAAGGAACGUCUCAAUUUGGAGCCAAAUGUGGAUCAUUAUGCGUGUAUGGUUGAUUUACUUGGAAGAAAAGGUUUGCUAGAAGAGGCAAAGGCUUUGAUAGAGAGAAUGCCAAUGAAGCCAACAAAUGCAGUAUGGGGAGCUCUGUUCGGGGCUUGUUUGAUUCACAAAGACUAUGAGUUAGGUAAAUACGCAGCCUCCCGUGUGAUCAAGCUGCAGCCUAGUCACAGCGGGAGAUAUACGCUCUUGGCUAAUUUGUACUCAGAAUCUCAAAACUGGAAUGAUGUCGCUCGUGUGAGAAAGCAAAUGAAAGAUCAACAGAUGGUCAAGUCGCCGGGAUGUAGCUGGAUCGAAGUGAAAGGUAAGCUCCAUGAAUUCAUAGCUUUCGAUACUAAAAAAUGUGUCGAAUCUGAUGAUUUGUUCAAGACUCUGGACAACGCUGGUAUGCAAAUGAGAUUGCGGGAUGAAUUGGAAGAUUUUGACCUCAUAACCCUUCUCUGAAACUAUCCAUAACCCUCCAGUUAUAUC
This is a messenger RNA of Eutrema salsugineum, 1821 nucleotides long. RefSeq names its product pentatricopeptide repeat-containing protein At1g50270. The transcript has a single exon. Gene Ontology annotation, molecular function: protein binding; RNA binding. Gene Ontology annotation, biological process: RNA modification. Lineage: Eukaryota; Viridiplantae; Streptophyta; Magnoliopsida; Brassicales; Brassicaceae. Bases 1 to 1794 code for a protein of 597 amino acids. The record is from RefSeq and is a predicted model, not a curated record.